GGCGGGGGGCGCGAGUGGGCCGGGGCGGAUGAGUCAGCCGUGUAGUCAUGACAUUUCUGGCUGGUGAGCGCAGGCUGGCAGCCAGCACGGGCGGGCACGGGCUCCGCUGCCCCGCGCUGCCUCCUGCCUUACCAAACUUGGUGCGGGCUGCGGUGCCUGGGGAGCGCCGUGCGGGGCGGACAUGCCAGCAAUCCUGCUCUUCUGGAGCCGCGCGGAGAGGUACCGCUGCCCUCCCUUCCCCGGCAAACAAACUUUUCUGCCCUUCCUCUGCUCCUCACGCCCGGGUUUCCGAGCCCCGGGCUCCCUCCGUGUCUCAGCCCGGCUCUCGGGGCUCGUUUGCAGGGACGGGGUUCUUUCCCGUCCCCGCCGGGAGUCUGCAAAGGGGGGGCUUCGUUUGCUUGCGGGAGCCCCGGGACGAGCCAGGGAGCGCGGGCUGGGAGGAUGCUCCCCGUUAUCCGGGGCAGGCAGCCGGGCGUGCCGGGGAGAGCUCGCCCGUGUGCCCGCAGGGGACCGUGCCGGCAGCCCGGAGCCGCCCCGACGCCGGGGUGACGGGAGCCUUCGGGGUAUCGGUGAAAGCGGCUGCACCAAGACAGCAAAGCGUUUGGGAGCCGGCUGCCGGGGAGGGGAGGGGAGGGAAGGCAGGGCUGCGAGAACAGCGCAGACACGUUUAACCUUGAGUCUUCCCGGGGAGGACAACCGGGUCUCGAGCGGCGAACGUGACUUUUCUCCGACUUCGCCGCGUCCCCGCUUUGCCCGUCUCUGAUUUGUCUGCGGGGAAAGCGGCGCUGACACGGCGGAGACGUCAAGCCAUUUGUUUCUGGCGCAGCCCGGGGACCGCCAGGUCCCCAUCCUACCGGUCGGGCAGGGAGCCGUCGCGGUCUCCCGAGGGCGGGUCGCUGGGACGCGGGGUCCCGCCGCGCUCGGAGGCUGGCCUCCGGAGUUAUGGGGCCGGCGCUCGCGUCGCUCAGUCCGAGGAAACAGCGAGAAACCAAUUAGAGGAAAAUUGCCGCUUGUCAAGUGACUUCAUUGAAUGGUUUCUUCCCCCGUGCGGGCCCGGGGAGGGGAUUGCCGGAGCGCGCACAAAGGAGAGCGCGUCCGCCCAGGACGCCGGCUGCGAUCGGAGCCGCGCUGCCUGUCCUCGGAGCAGAGUUCGGCACGGUGGUUCCUGCGGAUGGGAAAUGCCUCGUUCUCCCUCGACGCGCCUGCCCUGCGCCGGCCCGCUCGUAGGUGUUGAGCCGAGCCCCUCGGCGCUGCGGGCCCGCGCCGCGAGCGAGCGAGCUCGCUCCUCUCUGCGUCCCGUCCCGUCCCGUCCCGUCCCGUCCCGCCGGCCAGGCCAGGCAGGGGUCUGUCUGGGUAGCCCUCAGCUCUGCAGGGGUGAAGCAGCUCGUUGCCAGCAUUGAUGUUUAAAAUAAAGCUGGAGCCUUUAAAAAUGACGGCCUGGACUCUGAAUGCGUUCAUGAAGUUUCGGAAUAAGUACUCGGCUGCGGGCAGCAACGCCGUCAUGGGGAAGGACUAUUACAAGAUCCUGGGCAUCCAGUCCGGGGCCAACGAGGACGAGAUCAAGAAAGCGUAUCGCAAAAUGGCCCUGAAGUACCACCCCGACAAGAACAAGGACCCCAACGCGGAGGAGAAGUUCAAGGAGAUCGCGGAGGCCUACGACGUGCUGAGCGACCCCAAGAAGCGGGCCGUCUACGAUCAGUAUGGGGAGGAAGGUCUCAAGACUGGCGGCGGUUCCUCCGGCAGCUCAGGGAACACUUUCCACUACACCUUCCACGGGGACCCCCACGCCACCUUCGCCUCCUUCUUCGGCGGCUCCAACCCCUUCGACAUCUUCUUCGCCAGCAGCCGUUCGCGGAUGUUCAAUGGCUUCGAGCAGGAGGACAUGGACAUCGACGAUGACGACGACCCGUUCAGCGCCUUCGGCCGCUUCGGCUUCAACGGGCUCAGCGGCGUCCACCGGCGGCACCCGGAGCCGCUGCACACGCGCCGGAAGGUGCAGGACCCACCCGUCAUCCACGAGCUCAAGGUGUCCCUGGAGGAGAUCUACCACGGCUCUACCAAGCGGAUGAAGAUCACGCGGCGGCGGCUGAACCCCGACGGACGCACCAUGCGGACUGAGGACAAAAUCCUGAACAUUGUCAUCAAGCGAGGUUGGAAGGAAGGGACCAAAAUCACCUUCCCCAAGGAGGGCGACGCCACGCCAGACAACAUCCCCGCCGACAUCGUCUUCAUCCUCAAGGACAAGCCGCACUCGCACUUCAAGCGGGAUGGGACGAACGUGGUCUACACGGCGGCCAUCAGCCUCAAAGAGGCGCUGUGCGGCUGCACGGUGAACAUCCCCACGCUCGACGGGAGGGUCAUCCCGCUGCCCUGCAACGACAUCAUCAAGCCCGGCACGGUGAAGAGACUGCGAGGGGAAGGGCUGCCCUUCCCCAAAGCCCCCACCCAGCGGGGAGACUUGAUCGUGGAGUUCAAAAUCCGCUUCCCGGAUAGGAUAGCGCCGCAGACGAGACAGAUCCUCAAACAGCACCUCCCGUGCUCCUAGAGACGUGGGGCGCCGGGACCCGGCAGCAAUACGUCUCGCCCGUGCCGCGGCCUCCGCGGAGCACAGGUGCCCGAGCGCACUUGCACAUGCAAAAAAACCCCUUUCCUGUCCCAGGUCCUGCCCCCUUCGCCUGCCCUCUGUCGUCUGCACCGGCCGCGCGGGGCGCGGGCUCCCGGCCGCCUCUUGCCGGUUCUCUUGGCUGCGAUUGUUUCUCUAGGGGUCUAGCUUCGCCGCCGCGCCCAGGGAGGUUCCUCACACCGUGGUUUUGAUCUCGCACGCUUCGACGUCGCCGUACUAGUGCGGGCGGCUUCAUGCACUGUAAAUAGGACCUUGUGUCUCUGCUGCCAAGCUCGCCGCGGCUGGGUCCCCGCCGGGACCAAGAGACUGGAGGAGUCCCGCAGGCGCGUGGGGCAGAGAUGCUGCAUCCACGCACCCUAGCUGCUGUCUGGUGUGGACCCGCGGCAUCCCUUGUUCGCUGCGGUCCUUUCUGCCGUGCCGAGAUCACCGGGGGGUGGACUGUGCCGUAUGAAAACGCAGCACUUCCAAGUGGUCGGUUGCGGCUGCCGUCCCCCCUGCACCCUUCUCACCGCCUUCGCGGCUCAGCAUCCACUUUGGAGCGCGUCAGACCGGCAUCCCAGGCUGCGGGGCGCCGAGGUGCACGCAUGAAGGGAACAGAAGGGGUAGCGUGGCGGUCUGUGGGGGCGAGCUGUCGUGGCAAGGCGUGUUGAGUUUGCAUUGCUGCUUUUCUGUAUAGACUCGCAGAGGGUUUUCUCUGCCCGCUGUGGCUUUCCUCGAGUGGUUUGUUCCUGACUCUUGCAGGGAUCAAUUCAGCCAUAGGGAUGUCGUGUCUGCUGGAGCAUGAGCUGCGUGGAGUACGAGGGUGGGUGUGAAAGCAGAGCCGUGGGGUCUGCUGGCAUGGAAGGGGUGGAGUAGCCAGAGGGGUGUGCAUGUGUGUGCCCUUUCUACAGAAGGGGCAAGUCGAGGCUGUCUUUCUGGGAUGUGCGGAGCAGCGCCAGGCAAGCUGCCCGAGCAGGUUGGGUUUUAAAUGCCAUAUUUUUUUAAACUUUGGAUUCCCGCCGGGAGAGUUUUUAUAUUCCUCCCCCUCCCGGCAUCUCCUUCGCACAACAACCCCGCUUGGGCGCGGUGUGGAAGCUGAUCUUCCGAAGAGGCAGGGCGAAGACAUUGCCAAAAUCGUGCCCCCUUGGUCUGCAGCGAGGGGCUCCUUCGCAACCCUGCCGGGCUGGUGCUGAGUUCGCUUCCUGGCUAAACGGCUCCAGGCGCCCGCGUGCGUCUCGGGGAGGGUCGGGGCAGCGCGGCGUGCGGUGUACAGAUAGAUGUACAGUUGUCGUGUGUACAGAAGCCUGCAGCCACCCCGUGGAGAAGCGAUGAUGAUCUCAGGAGCUCAAAGGCGCAGGUGAGGGGCGCGGGGUCGAGCGGCUGUGUCUUUCUUGGGUUCGUUGAGACCUUGAAUGUUUUAUAGUGGGGUUUUUUUGUAUUUCUUUCCUUUUAUUUUAUUUUAUUUUAUUUUAUUUUUUUGUAAUGUCAGUAUUGAGAAAUAAAGUAUUUUAAAAAAAAUAGCCCGUCUGGGU
This is a messenger RNA of Alligator mississippiensis (American alligator), 4134 nucleotides long. RefSeq names its product DnaJ heat shock protein family (Hsp40) member B5 (gene DNAJB5). Gene Ontology annotation, molecular function: protein-folding chaperone binding. Bases 1400 to 2545 code for a protein of 381 amino acids. The record is from RefSeq and is a predicted model, not a curated record. Gene Ontology annotation, biological process: negative regulation of transcription by RNA polymerase II. Gene Ontology annotation, cellular component: cytosol. The transcript is spliced from 4 exons. Lineage: Eukaryota; Metazoa; Chordata; Crocodylia; Alligatoridae.